AUGGAUCCUGGCGCAGUCGUUUUCGGGCGGGUAACAAGUCGAGGGAUUCUCAAUAGGAACAAAGCGGCAACAUUCCGAGGACCCAGCAGUAGCGCUUCUGUAACUCAGCACUGUACCGGGAAAGAUGGGAAGCAAGUGUGUCUUCCAUGGCAGCUCGACUGCGGGUUUGGAAGCCCACGAUGUGUCUCGAGGAAGAAAUUGAACGAUAAAAAAAUAGACUGUUAUUCUGGAAUUGAUGAAGGCUGUCCCUCACAUUUUUUCGUGUGUAAAGACAAAAGCACUUGUAUCGAGCCGGAGCUUUUCCAGGACGGUAAACGUCAGUGUGCUGACGGAAGUGACGAACCGUGUCCCCCCGGACAUUUCCCCUGCUCGGACUCUUCGAAGUGCAUCCCACUAUCCAAAUUCCAGGAUGGAAAGGAACACUGUGCUGACGGAAGUGACGAAGAGUGCACGACUUCCCAAGUGGAAUGCGGUUGCGGAAGGACUCGCUGUGUGUCCCGCGAACAAGUUGGAGAUGACAUCUGGGACUGCGAGGACGGUAGCGACGAGCUCUUCAACGUAACUCACAACGAGACUUGCCCUGACGGAACCAAAAGAAGACAAGGAGCGAACUCCGUGCUUAUCGGAGAACUCCAACUCUGUACCGACUCGCGUUUGUGCCACAGCCAUCUUGGCGAAAUUUGUAUCGUGGUAGGAGGUUCGUGGCGAUGCGUCUGCCAGCGAGGAAGCGUCCGACUCCCUGGCGCAUCGAGGUGCAUUCCAACGUCGGAAGUGGAGGCGUAUAUGAAGAAUCCACUUUUGAAUUGCUCAGAGAGAAGAAAAGAGCUACACUUGCGGUUUAACGGCUCACAAGGAUUUCUCGCCAAGCUGGCGAAACCUCUAUCGCCGCGAGUGGACAUCCGUCGUGCACCCAUAACUCGAAAACUGCAAAAAGCAGCUACGUACUCCACCGCCCAAGUGACGGCGCCAACGGAUACUCAAACUGUCGUCGCUCGUCGAACUUCUAGUCCCUCAGGAGGUACCGUCAAAGAAGCUUCUCGGCUGCUUUUUUCAGCAAAUGGCGCUCUUUGCGGAAGAAAUGAUUCCGGAUUUUGCGACUGUCCUCCGACCAGCACUCCCAUCAACGGCGUAUGCGUUCUGGUGAAUGAAUGCUCGGAUGCUCGUUUAAACGAUUGUUCUCCACAUGCGAAGUGUAUCGAUAAGACAGUUGGCUACACGUGUCGGUGUGUGCCUGGAUUCGCGGACACUUCUCCAGGUGGUAUACGCAGGCCGGGAAGAAAAUGUACACCAUUGGUGGACGAAUGCGAGACGAAGCAGCACGACUGCGACGCGAAAGCGAUGUGUCGCGACGAGGCCGUAGGAUUCUCGUGUCAUUGCCCGUUCGGCUUCGCUGACAUCUCUCCCAAUUCAACCAAGCCGGGUCGUGUCUGCAUACAAUUAAACAUCGAAUGCGAUGGCUGCAAUUCUUCGACUUCUCACUGCGUACCGACUGCCGGUGGCAACGUUGUGUGUGCUUGUCUGCCAGGAUUUGAAGAUCUGGAUCCAAUAAAUCCAGGACAAAACUGCUCGAAACUUUUACGGUCGAAUCCGUGUCAAGACUAUUCGCUACACGACUGUGACCCGGUAGCGGAGUGCUAUUCAGAAACACCUGGGUACUUUCAAUGUCGUUGUCCAAAAGGAUUUAUCGACGUGUCUCCGGACACAAGAACUCCUGGACGAAAAUGUGCUAGAGUUGUGGACGAGUGUUCGCUUGGAACGCACACCUGCGAUCCGAAUGCUGAUUGCGUGGACACCCCUGAGGGCUACACUUGUCGUUGCAAGGCGGGUUGGCAGGAUGCCAGCAGAGAUCUACGCAACCCUGGACGGAUUUGCAAGAAAGCAAAUGUGUGCGCGAACAUGGACUGCGCUCCGGAAGCGGAAUGCCGCGAAACCCCGAUUGGACCAACAUGCCAGUGCGUCAGCGGUUUUGUCGACAUUUCACGACAGCACGGAAGAUCUGCUGGCAGAAUUUGCAGACCAGUCGUGAAUGAAUGCGCUGAAGGGAAGCACGACUGCUCGAGUCAUGCGUCCUGCAUUGACACUGCAGACGGAUUCACUUGUAGAUGCCACGAUAACUACAGGGAUGAGAGUCCUUCUCAGGCCACGCAACCCGGCAGAGUCUGCGUCCGAGCUUUUGUACCAGACCCACCAGAAUGUGAAGUAAGCGAUCCGAUGAGCUGUGAUCAAAGGAAAUCGGAGGUUUGUGUGUUCGUGAAUGGGACCUACAAGUGCCGCUGCGCUUCCGGAUACUCUCGCUUGCCUGACGGGCGAUGUUUGGCUAUCAACGAAUGCGAGCAUAAGCGACUUAACAGUUGUGGAGAAAACGCAGAGUGCAUUGAUUUGGCCGAAGGUUACACCUGUCAAUGCCGUUCCGGAUAUGCUGACAUCUCAGGGCCUGGACAAACAGGUCGUCUGUGCAAGGCUCGAGUGAACGAAUGUUCGAACAAAGAAAAGUACCGCAUCGAUUGCGACGAGAAUGCGAUUUGUGUGGACACCGAUGAGUCGUUCACUUGUCAAUGUCGGCCCGGUUUUGCCGAUAUUUCUGCUGCCUUCAAUCGACUACCUGGUCGUCGUUGCAUCGAAGCUAUUAACGAAUGCUCCGCCAGAUCGCUCAACGACUGCUCUGAGUUCGCCCUUUGCGAGGAUGCUAAGGAAGGCUAUGUAUGCUCGUGUCGUUCCGGUUACGUGGACGCAUCUCCGAACGCAACACACUAUCCGGGAAGGGUCUGCCGUAAACCUGUCGAGAAGAUCACUUUGACUGACUUCACCAGCUCUUUCUCACACGACUCAUGUGAUCCAAAGAGAUCUUCGUGCGGAGCAAAUGAAGUGUGCACUGAUCGAGGUCAACGAGGACAUUUCGCCUGCCAGUGUGCGGAAAACGCGUUCCGCUACGAAGAUGGUACCUGUCGAUUGUUCUCUGCUUGCUCAAAGACCACCGAAUGCGACAAGAAUGCGGUUUGUCUCAACACUUUCGAUUCGUACAGCUGUCAGUGUCGUCCCGGCUUCAUCGAUAUGUCCCCGGAUCCAGAGCAAAAGCCAGGGAGACGUUGCAAAGAGCUUGUCAACGAAUGCGCUACGACAAACAACGAAUGCUCGCCUUUCGCGAAGUGUGUCGACCUGACUGAAGGCUACGCAUGUCAAUGUCUGGAGGGCUAUGUGGAUGUUUCUUCCAAGCACAAAUUUCCCCCCGGUCGAGUUUGCACUCAAUCGAACAACGAGUGUGCAUUCAAACACCUUAACACUUGCGACGACAAUGCAGACUGCAUCGACUCUCCUGACGGUUACACUUGCCAAUGCUACGCGGGAUUUGUGGACGUAUCUUCGAAUGCAAAUCUUCCUCCGGGUCGUGUAUGUACUGUCCAAACCACAUGCCCAAAACAGAAAACCGACCUCGUUUUCCUAAUUGACGGGUCCGGCUCGAUCGGCUCAUAUGUCUUUAAGAAUGAGGUGCUGAGGUUCGUGCGUGAGUUUGUGGAGUUGUUCGAAAUAGGACUGGAUCGCACCAGAGUAGCCCUCAUACAAUACUCGGAUCAGAUUCGACACGAGUUCGACUUAGACCAGUACACUGAUAAGGCUUCCGUUCUGCGUGCGAUCACUGAAACGCAGUAUCUUACUGGCCUGACCCGCACUGGUGCUGCGAUCCAACACAUGGUCCAACAAGGCUUCAGCGAAAGACGAGGAGCCCGUCCGCAAAGCAGUGACAUUUCGAGAGUUGCGAUAAUUCUCACAGACGGUCGUUCGCAAGACAACGUUUCUGGUCCAGCCGAAGCAGCGCGCAAACUCAGCAUCAACACUUUCUCCAUCGGUGUCACCGACCAUGUACUCGCCAGCGAACUCGAAGCAAUUGCUGGAUCUCCGACAAGAUGGUUUUAUGUGGAUAAGUUCAAGGAUCUGGACACUCGACUACGCUCCAUGAUCCAAAAGGCUGCAUGCCCUUCUCCAGCGAAGAUGGAAUCUCCUCCUCAAGGAACAUGUAAUCCGAAAACUCAGACAGGAUGUGAUCGCUCACUGAACGAAUACUGCGCUGAGGAAAAUGGAAGGACACGUUGUGUCUGUCCUGCUGGUUUCCAUCGGCAUCCUACAACCAGAGUGUGUGGAGGAUCGUUAUGCAAUCCACAACUGAUCACAUCGUGCAUAUAUCCGGAGGAAUGUCUGGUUACACCAUAUAACAACUACCGAUGCGCAUGUCCGGACGGCUACUCUAGGGACCACAGGACUGGUUUUUGUGUUUCGGUGAAGGAGAUACACAUUUUCCCUCAACACGACGCCGACUGUCAUAAUGGUGGCCAAAAAUGUGGCCAGAAUGAGUACUGCACAAGUGACAGGACGGGUCAUUGGUACUGCGAAUGUAUGAGUGGAUUCGAGCGCAGCUCUUCCACCGGACAAUGCAGUUAUCCAGGCGCUUGCCUUCCCAACAAGCCUUACUCCUGUGAUGUUCGUAAACGGGAGAAAUGUCUUCCUCAUGGAGCCUUCUACACAUGUCAGUGCGACAAGAAUGAGAGACGACAUCCAGUCACAGGAAUCUGCUUGAAGAAUGAAUGCCUCACCGGCGAGCACGACUGCGACCGCUCUGCACGCUGCAUUGACACGGACGACAGUUACUUGUGCGCUUGUCCUUCUGGAUUCAUCGACAAAUCGCCUGACCCUGUUGCGAGGCCUGGAAGGCUUUGUAUUGCCGAACAAAAUGAAUGUCUUGAUGGAACCCACAGGUGUUCUCCGAAUGCACUCUGCACGGACACACAAUCCGGUUAUGUUUGCCGAUGUAAACCUGGCUUCGUGGACUACUCUCCUAAUGCACAAAGUUUUCCUGGUCUUGUUUGUAAAGAGCUAGUAAACGAAUGCUCGUCGCCAAGCUUAAACACUUGCGAUCGCAAUGCCAUCUGCAUAGAUACGGUAGAAGCGUACACGUGCAUGUGCCGAGCCGGAUACAUCGAUAUGGAUGAGUUCAGGAACCCAGGGCGCCAUUGUCAAAAACUGAAAACAAAUGACAGAUGUUCGGCUGGCAAGAAUGACUGCGAUCGCAACGCUCGAUGUUCCCAAAUAGGCGAUGAUGAUUACAGCUGCACUUGUCCACCCGGCUUCAAAGACAAAUCGCCUUCAAAAUCCCGCCCAGGAAGAGUGUGCAUCCCAGUGAUUCCUGAGUGCGACAAUCCUACACUCAACGACUGUGAUUCCCCCGAUAGAGCCAUUUGCACUGAUACGGAUGAUGGAUACAUGUGCAGAUGCCGUCAAGGUUUCCUCGACAUCUCUCCAAAUAUCGCUACAAAACCAGGAAGACUUUGCAAACCACUGCAAAAUGAAUGUGCACUGGGAACAGACGAUUGCGCUCGCGAUGGUGGUAUCUGCGAGGACACGCCGGACUCCUUCCUUUGCCGAUGCGCUAUGAACUACCUUGACGUUUCAUUUGAUAGACAAAACAGACCUGGUAGAAAAUGCAAAAGAUUGGUGGACGAGUGCGCAACUGGACAAAACGACUGCUCUCGAGAAGCGAUCUGCACGGACACUGAGGAUAGUUACGUUUGUGCCUGUCCGGCUACACAUAUAGAUCUUUCCGCAGACCCAGUGAAUCGACCUGGAAGAAAAUGCCUAUUAAGAAUCAACGAGUGCACAAGCGGACGCCACGACUGCUCGCCGAACGCCGACUGCAUGGACACUCCGGAAUCGUACAAGUGCCGAUGCCGCGACGACUUUGUUGACGAAUCACCGGACAUUGCGCGGCGCCCUGGCAGAAUCUGCCGGCCCGCACUAGUAGACGAAUGUCGGCUUGGCAAGCACGACUGUCACAGUGACGCCUUCUGCCAGGAUCUUCCCCAAAGCUACACGUGCAGAUGUAAACCGGAGUUCCUCGACCAGUCUCCCCACCGGGCUACUCAUCCCGGCCGCCUCUGUGUGCCUCGUCCAACACCGCCACCUCCUGAGUGCCGAAUAGAUGGGCCUAACCAGUGCAAAGCUCACUUGAACGAGGUUUGUCGUCUGGUAAAUGGCGAACAGAAGUGCGCCUGUCCGAUCAACUACCAACGAGACUCAAGCGGUUCAUGCUCAGUUAUCAAUGAGUGCGACUUCCCGCAACUUGUCGACUGCCACCCAUCCGCUGAAUGCAUCGACCAGUUGGUCGGAUACACAUGCCGCUGCAGGUCUGGAUUCAAGGACAUUGGAGAUAAACCGGGCAGGAUGUGCAAACCACUUGUAAACGAGUGUCAAUUCCCUCAUCUGAACGACUGCCACCAGCACGCGCAGUGCAUCGACCAGGAAGAGGGCUACGAAUGCAGAUGCAUUGACGAGGAAGAAGGGUAUCGCUGUGAGUGUCGCGAAGGAUUCUUGGACGUGUCGCCGUCGCCACAACUGAAAGGAAGGAGUUGUCGCAGACUUGUGAAUGAAUGUCGUGACCCAAAGUUGAACGAUUGCGAUCGCAAUGCGAAGUGUCGCGACACGAUGGAUUCAUACGAAUGCGAAUGUCCUUCUAAUUCCAAAGAUAUCUCGCCAAGUUCAGCUUUUCCUGGCCGCGUUUGCUUAAUGUUUGAGAACGAAUGCGCAACCGGCAAGCACGACUGCGACCCUUCGGCAGUUUGUCACGACAACGAGCAAUCGUUCUCCUGCGAAUGUCCUGACGGUUUUAUUGACCGAUCUCCCAAUAAGCUGCAUCGUCCUGGAAGAGUUUGCGUAAAACUGGUGGACGAAUGCGCUAUUGGCCACCACACAUGUAGCGCUCAGGCAGACUGCCGUGACCUGGAGGAGGGGUACACAUGCGAGUGCCGUGAGGGUUACGUGGAUAGGUCGCCGAAUUUAGCCAGCCAGCCAGGAAGGGUUUGCAGCGCGCCAGAAGUAUGUCCUUCAAAUCACGACUGCAGCUCUGCGGCGGUCUGCGAACCAUUAGGGGGCAAUAAAUACCAGUGUUCCUGCAUCCAAGGUUAUGUCGAUCAGUCUCCUGAUGGACAGAGAGGACGUAUUUGUGUGAGAAAUAACGCAUGCCGAGAUCCAAAACUGAACACCUGCUCAAGAAACGCAAUUUGCUACGACGAGGCUAAAGGAUACCGUUGCGAAUGUGCUCGUGGUUUCAUCGACCGAUCUCCAGAUUCAACGAAAAGAGGGAGAGUCUGUGAACCACCACCACCACCAACUCCUCCACCUCGCCAUCCCUGCCAAGACCCGAACCUCAACGACUGCCAUCCGGCCGGUUCUUGCAGGGCCACCGGUGCACAGUCCUACACCUGUGAAUGUCUCCAAGGAUAUGCGGACAAAUCCCCAAAUCCUGCGAAGCCCGGAAGGAUCUGUGUCUUAACAGAGCCCAUUUGCCUAGACAGAAGCCAAAACGACUGCCAUUCAGCAGCAAUAUGUAGCGAAGUGUCCGGUCCUGAGAAAUACACCUGCCAAUGUCGUGACGGUUACAUCGACCAAUCUCCAAAUCGUAACAAUAGACCUGGUCGGAUCUGCGUAGAAAUGGUAAACGAAUGCCUGGAUCGGUCCUUGAACGAUUGCCAUUCGUUAGCCAUCUGCGAGGACAAGCGAGAAGGCUACACAUGCCGCUGUCCAAUCAACACUCUGGAUAAGUCACCGGAUCCUAACCGCCCCGGUCGAUUGUGUGUGAAACAAGUCAACGAGUGCCGCAACCCUUCUCUGAACAUGUGCUCAAGAUUCGCUGAGUGCAUCGACAAGGAGAAUGGAUACGAGUGCAGAUGUAAAUCGGGGUACUAUGACAAUGAUCCCAGUCAUCCCGGAACUCAGUGCACGUACAUAAUUAACGAGUGCGACUCUCCGAACCUAAACGACUGUGACCGCAAUGCAAUUUGCAUUGAUCGCGAGGGUGGCUACGACUGCAAGUGUAAACCUCCGUAUCGCGAUGAAAGUCCUUCUGGUCAUCCUGGACGCAUGUGUCGCCUCAACGAAUGCUUGGACCGUAAUCUGAACAACUGCGACAAGAACGCAGAGUGUCAAGACAUGGACGAUGGUUACAUCUGCAGUUGCAGAGAAGGAUACUAUGAUCAGUCGCCCAAUCCACAGGAACCUGGACGAGUUUGUCUAGAAUUCCAGGUCGAUCACAAGAUCGAGCAUAUAACCAUCACACCUGUCCAAUCACAUCCACUAAAUGAAGGUUUGCCCUGUGGUCGACAGUUCUGCAAAAUCACAGCAGGAGAGGUGUGCAUCAGCGGCUCCUACUGCGGAUGUCGACCAGGGGAGAGCAGAUCUGUAGCCACUGGAAGAUGCGAAGUGGUCGAGCAGACGCCCCUACAAAUCCGCGUGGUAAGCAGGGAUUCCCGUCCACUUCUUUAUUCAAGCGAGUAUGGAUCAACUAAGAGCCCUCCUUAUGUUGAAAUUGUCGACUUGUUCCAGAAAGACAUGGCUCGGACUUUUGGUGGAACAAUCUAUGCUCCACGUUACGUCAACACAAAAGUCGACUACAUCACCCACCCGAAAACAGUGAACAGCUCAUGGCCUGAUGGACUGCUCUUCAAGUACGAUGUGCAGACGACUCCAUCGAAACAACAGCCGAUAGACAAGUGCGAAGUCUGGAGGCAGAUGAUGGCGUCACUUCAGCGAACAAAUGGAGUUAUUGGAGGAGGAUCACUGCGUAUUGCUGACGAUAGCGAAUUGCUCAAUCCUUGUCGCGUUGAGGAGCCUGUUGGCGAGUGCGGAGGACACGAUUGUAAGACUGAGCUGGGCGAGAUCUGCAUUGCUGGGUCAGUGUGCGGAUGUCCAGUCGGGAUGCGACGUGCUGCCUCUACAGACAUCUGCCGAGCAGUCGAAUCGUGGAACUUCCCGUUGUGGGUUAUACGAAAGGAGUACAAGAAUCUCGUUUACAACGACUCUUUUGCUAACCCCAUGGAUUCAACAUACAAAUCCUAUGUUCAAGAUUAUGAGAAAGGAAUAGGUGGUUGCUAUCCUCACACUACAAUUCGGGACGCCUUUGUUGCUGCAGAUGUGAAUGAGAUCAUCAAUCCCAAGAUAAUGAAUGCCAGUUGGGAAAGCGGGCUUCUUUUCAACACUACAGUUCACUUCAGAAAAGGAGCAGUGAGAAUUCCUUCUGAUGUUUACUACGAGCUAAUUCGUUACAUAAUCGAAAAAAAUGGCUAUGAGGUCGGAGACAGCGGCCUCUAUCUGAACGAGUACCAGCCGAACCCGUACAAAGCUUGCUUCAAAAACGACUGCCAUCCCAAAGGCAUUUGCAUCGAUACGUCCAACCGUUCUUAUCGAUGUGAAUGUGGGGCUGGUUUCCGCGAGAUGGAUCCUUCCGAUCCAGGAAAAAAAUGUGUACCUACAUAUGGAUUUAACGAGUGCGAAAGAAAGGAAGACAAUGAGUGCUCAGAGAACGCGCGGUGCAUUGACCUUGAGCAUUUGUACAAGUGCGAGUGCUUGCCCUCCUACUCAGACGCUUCGCCGCCAGGAGCUGUGCCGGGAUCGGUUUGUGUGCUCGACUACUGCAGCGAUGUCAACUUCUGUCCUACGAACACAACCUGCAAAAACAUGGAACAACAGGCUGAAUGUCGGUGUGAUCCUGGGUUCACAGACAUCAGAAAAAGCGAACGUCGCAACGCGCUUGGCCUUGGAGAUGACACGUUCUGCAUGCAUGUAAGAGAUGUGAACGAGUGCGCACUUGGUCUUACAAAUUGCUCAGGAGUGGCUGACUGCAUCGACAGGCCGAUUGGAUACACUUGCAAAUGCCCUGAUGGCUACAUCGAUGGUAACCCUGACGAACCAGGACGUGUGUGCGGUGCCCUGUUGUGUGACCUCUGCAACUCCCACGGCGACUGCGUGCACAAUGCUCGAACAAAUAACAUCACAUGUGUCUGUACCGAAGGAUGGUCUGGCGAGUACUGUCAGGUGGCCCCUUCGAACGCCUCGCUCGUGCUACUCAUCCUGCUCGCUCUUCUCUUCCUUCUGCUCACUCUCUGUUGUCUCCUCUAUUUCUGUACAAAAUGUCACUGCUUCAAGGGUCGAGGAAUGGCCGGUGGAGCACCUUUUGUCUACAGAAGAGGAGGAGCAUGGCCGUGGUCCACACUUGAGGGGUCCUCCUCAUCAGAGAGUGGGGCAGAAUUCUCAGCCCUUAGUGCAGCUGGACACGAGUACUACCCCGACAUUGGGAUACCACGAGCCAAACUGAAGGCUGGUGCAGCUGCUAUGGAUAGCGCCAAGAGCAUGGACGUCGCACGCCUAGACCAAUACCUCUCUGAAGGUGCAGUUCGCAUCCCUCGUGCUCAUCUCGUUGGAGGCGCCGGACGCCUUAAUGAUUCUGACGAUAGCAUGUCGAGUGCCUCAUCUGAAUAUACUAUAAAAGAGGAGAUCGAACGAAAGGUGAUCACUGACGUCACAACGAAAGAAAUCAAAACUACGACCACAACUGACCAUGCCGGAAACGUAGUCACAACUAGAGCCGAGUCGUACGUCUAUCCCACCGAACACACCGUGUCCCAUGGCGAGAGCGCGGCAGCACAUUCCUCCUUGAUGGGAGCGUCGUCAUAUGCCGUCCGGAAUUCCGACUAUUCGAAUAGCGCUGCUUUCAAUGAGAGAAAUUUCCAUCACGUGGGAGGUGAGGAGCGCGAACGUGGAGAAAGUGUUGCAGAGUUUUCUAUAGGACGAGUGAAAUCGAAGGAUUAUGCUGCACGGGACCGCGAAGUUGUUGAGUACUCUUCGGAGCAUGACAUCGGUCAAUCCGACUUAGAAGAGCACGAAAUAGGAGAUGUUCGCACACGUGUUACUCACUCCCACCACUACGAACCUAUAAAGGACGGCGAGUGUGAACGACUACGCACAGAGGUCGUGACGACUCAAUCGUCAACGUCUACGAGCAAACACUGA
Messenger RNA from Necator americanus (New World hookworm), 10830 nucleotides. RefSeq lists its product as uncharacterized. Bases 1 to 10830 code for a protein of 3609 amino acids. The record is from RefSeq and is a predicted model, not a curated record. Gene Ontology annotation, molecular function: calcium ion binding; protein binding. NCBI's taxonomy places the organism in Eukaryota, Metazoa, Nematoda, Chromadorea, Rhabditida, Ancylostomatidae. The transcript is spliced from 82 exons.